AGCAAGCCCAGUGACUUAGAACUUGCUGCCAAACCUAAGAAGGUGAGUUCAAUUGCCUAGACCCACAUAGUGGAAGGAAGGAGGGACCCAAUCCCUGGAAACUGUCCUGUGACCCUCCCCCACUUCUUGCUGCCGCAUAUGCAAACACACACAGGGGGAGGGGUAAACACAUACAUGGGGGGAUAAAUAGAUACAUUUUAAAUAGACUAAUAAUAAUUGGUUUAAUGAUUUUUAAAAGUACAUUUAAAAAUCCACUUUUGGGCCAGGCACUGUGGCUCACGCCUUUAAUCCCAGCACUCAGGAGGCAAGGCAGGCACACAGAUCUCUCUGAGUUCAAGGACAGCCUGGUCUACAGAGUGAUUUCCAGGACAGCCAGGGCUACAAGAAACCUCUCCCCCCCCAAAAAAAAAGCCACCUUUGAUGACUCUCUAGGCCCAGCAUCUCCCAGUUCUUUCAAGAGUGGAGGAAAUUGCGGCUGUGAGGGAAAUGGGAACAGAUGGAGGUCAUCUGGAGUGAUUUGCAAGGCCUUCAGCAGGGUGUGGCUACUUUAGAUAGGCUGGCCAGGGAGGCCCUGGGCCCAGGAGGACAAUUGAGUCCAUACCUGAAUAACAAGAGGGGCUCCAGAGCUCAGCCUCAGAAUCCACUCAGCCGCCAGAGGACACCUGGGGCAGCCUAACCUGCUGAAGCCUGGGUGUUUGGAGGGGGGUAGUCAACAAACACUUUCUACUGUCAUGUGGUAGGUGCCAGGAAAAGGAGAGAAACUCGCAAAUGAUUGUGUCCGUGCCACUUCCAACAGUGCAACCGAGAACAUUCUUCUCAGAGGGGAAUUUCAGGGGCCCCGGAUGGAGGCAGGGGGGACCACUGCUGGCCACUUAUUUGGAUAGCAUGGGAUUGGGAAGAGAGCACAUGAUUUUCGUUCGGUUUGGCCUCAAGCCCUCCCAGACCCCCGGUAGCAGAAGCAACAGACCUCAAAGUUAACAAAAGACCCUCCCUUUAGUCCUGAAUGCGCAGGAUCCUGGCUUUCCUCGAUUCCCUCACGAAGCUCAGAUCCUCAGAUUUCCUUUUUUUUUUUUUUUUUUUUUUGGUUUUUCAAGACAGGGUUUCUCUGUGGUUUUGGAGGCUGUCCUGGAACUCGCUCUGUAGACCACCUCAGAUUUCUUAUAAGACAAGAUCUCCCUAGGUUGUAUCCCUGUUGGCCUGGAACUCAUUACGUAGACCAGGCUGGUCAGGAACUAACUCUCUGGCAAUCCUCCUGCCUCUGACACCGGGAUGGAGCACCAGGAUUAUGGUGUUUACCACCAAAAACAGGUUUUUUUUUUUUUUUUUUUUGGUUUUGGUUUUUCGAGGCAGGGUUAACAGUUUUGUUUUUAAGAAAAAAAAUUAUUUAUUUUUUGGCAGGGUCUCAUGUAGCCCAAACUAGUCUCAAACUCCCCAUGUAUUGGACUGAAACCGGCUGUGAACUGCCUAUCCCGCGUCCACAUUCCCGACGCUGAGAUCGCCGGUUUGCAAUGGGUACUACUACCUUCCUAGGUUUCCAUUCUGCCCCGGCUGCUCAUUCCUGGUACAGCUUGAUCUUGCCCCAGGGCAAUCUGCUUCCAUAUGCUAUGAAAUAGCCCCAGGUGGCCUUGAAUUUGUGCUUCUCAGCCUCCGGGGUUGCAGGGAUUACCAGAAGGCACCGGGGUCAUCUUCUCGUCUCGAUGCUACCCCCUAUGUCCACAUUGUAAGUAUUAUGGGAUGGUUUCUUCACUGCUAGCACUGUGGGUGCUCAAGAAAUCGGGUGCCAAAGUCUGCGUAUGUAGCCUAGUGGGUCGGGCGUUUACCUAGAAUACAAGUUCUGGGUUCGAUGUCCAGCGCCACAUGAAAUAGGUGUGGUGAUAUACCCCUGUAAAAACCAGCGCUGGAGAGGUGGAGGCAAGAUCAAAAAGUCGACGCCAUCAUCUGUUAUUUGUUACUUAACCAGUUCGGGGUCAGCCUGGGCUACUUGAGAUCUGUCUUAGAGGAGACAAAAAAAAAAAGAGUUAAAAAAAAAAAGAUGAAGAUUGGAAGAGUGAAGUUUUCUUAGAAUACUUCCCACGUAGUAAGAGGUGUCCACCACUUCCUUGGUGUAUGAGACGGGACAUCCCCAAGCCUCGGGUAGCAGCAGCGCUACGGGGGAUUUGGGAACAGCUUCUUCCACUGGCGUGAUUUCGACUCCAGCGGAGGCGACACUGUGCGCGCUGGCCCGGGGGCAGCCGGCUGGGCCGGGAGGUGGGGUUUGGCCGCGGCGACUGGCCUCGCGAGGCCCCGCCCCGAUGGGCGGAGCCACCGCAGGACCAGCACGUGUAAAAAGUUCGGCGCGGGUCUCCGCGGGCCACUCACCUGAGCGUCCGGCCGCCGAGCGGGCUGUCUGGACCUGCGCCCUCGCCCCAUGUCCCGCCGCAAGGCCGGCUGCGUGCCGCGCCGUGUAGAACUCGAGCCCGACCAGGACGACAUGGAGAUUCCCGAGCUCAUCAUUGAUGUGAAGCCGGAGCGCGAAGCGGGGGCCUUGGCCCUGGAGCCCAGGUCCCCGAAGGACGUGUCCAUGCCGGGGCUCGGUACGGAGCGUCGCCUCGACACCGCCCCGAGCCCCUUCGGCACGCGCAGCCUGUGGGCCCCGUGGAUCCCGCUGAACCCUGAACCUUCCGACCGCCAGCCCUGGACCGACAAGCACCCGGAUCUGUUGACCUGCGGCCGCUGCCAGCAGACCUUCCCAUUGGAGGCCAUCGUCGCUUUCAUGAACCACAAAAAGCUGGGCUGUCAGCUCUUCCAAGGCAGCGGCCCCAUUUCAGAAUCCAAGGAGCUGAAGGCUCUGAGCUGCCUGAGGUGCGGUAGACAGUUUGCCGGAGCUUGGAAGCUGCUACGCCACGCCCAGUGGGAUCACGGGCUAUCCAUCUAUCAGACAGAAUCAGAGACUCCGGAGUCCCCAUUGCUGGGCCUGGCUGAGGUGGCUGCAGCCGUGUCAGCAGUGCCAGCGGCAGGGCCAGCUGAGGACAACAAGCCCCCCGCGGUGAGCAGUGCUGCCCGGCAGAGCCCCACCUGUCUGGUGUGCAAGAAGACCCUCAGCUCCUUCAGCAACCUCAAGGUCCACAUGCGCUCCCACACAGGCGAGCGGCCCUACGCCUGUGACCAGUGUCCCUAUGCCUGUGCUCAGAGCAGCAAGCUCAACAGGCACAAGAAGACCCACCGGCAGUUGGCACCUGGGAACUCUGGUGGCAGGGGGGUCUCCCCAGCAGCCCCUCCAGAACCGGCUGACCACGCAGCUGCCCCAGCCAGCACACUCCCAGAGCAGGUGGAAAAGACUGGAGCUGCAGCUACAGCAGGGAUUCAGGAACCUGAGGCGCCUGGCAGUGGGGCUCACGAAGGCCCAGGCGCUGCUGACUGGGGAGCCACUACCAAAGUACAAAGGACUGACCCCAUAAAGAGUGACAAGACAGCCACACCCAGGAAGACCCCCAAGUCCACAGGCAAGAGCCGCGGGCCUGGGAGCAGCUGUGAGUUCUGCGGGAAGUACUUUGCCAACAGCAGCAAUCUGAUAGUCCACCGGCGCUCCCACACAGGCGAGCGGCCCUACGCCUGUGACCAGUGUCCUUAUGCCUGUGCUCAGAGCAGCAAGCUCAAGCGACACCAGCGCAUGCAUGGUCUGGGGCCUGGCAGUACCCGAUACAAGUGCCCACACUGCUGUGUGCCGUUUGGCCUCCGGGCCACACUGGACAAACACCUGUUGCAGAGCCACCCAGAGAUGGCCUGAGCACGGGCCUGUUACGUCCUCGUCCUUCCUUCCUUCCCUUUGUGUGAAUAAACCAUCUUCUGUGUA
Messenger RNA from Mesocricetus auratus (golden hamster), 3832 nucleotides. RefSeq names its product zinc finger protein 296 (gene Znf296). Lineage: Eukaryota; Metazoa; Chordata; Mammalia; Rodentia; Cricetidae. Gene Ontology annotation, cellular component: nucleus. Gene Ontology annotation, biological process: positive regulation of transcription by RNA polymerase II. The record is from RefSeq and is a predicted model, not a curated record. The transcript is spliced from 3 exons. Gene Ontology annotation, molecular function: DNA-binding transcription factor activity; RNA polymerase II cis-regulatory region sequence-specific DNA binding. Bases 2408 to 3766 code for a protein of 452 amino acids.